Leptomonas pyrrhocoris is the source of this 939-nucleotide messenger RNA. RefSeq names its product putative monoglyceride lipase. Gene Ontology annotation, molecular function: lipase activity. The coding region runs from base 1 to 939 and encodes 312 amino acids. The transcript has a single exon. Lineage: Eukaryota; Euglenozoa; Kinetoplastea; Trypanosomatida; Trypanosomatidae. Gene Ontology annotation, cellular component: membrane. The record is from RefSeq and is a predicted model, not a curated record.
AUGCUCUCUCUCUUCUCGGCAGCGCACGGGCUGCCCUACGCGGUGGCGGGGCGGCGGCCGCCGGACCCGGAGCUGUUCCCGAACUACAUGCAAAACGCACAGAACCUGUGGCUGCGCUUCACGGAGUGGUGGCCGCACGGGGACGGGCGCCCCGCGACGCAUCCCGCGGCGCUGAAGGGCGUGGUGUUCGUUGUGCCUGGGCUGGGCGAGCACACCGGCCGCUACGACUCCGUGGCUCUGCGGCUGAACCGCGAGGGCUACGUGGCCUUCUCCAUGGACAACCAAGGCGCGGGUGGCAGCGAGGGGGAGCGGCUGUACGUGGAGCGGUUUGAGUACUUCGUGGACGACGUGUGCGCCUUUGUGCGGUUCGUCCAGCAGCGCUACCCCGCGCUGAAGGGGCUGCCGACGUUCCUGCUGGGCCACUCGAUGGGUGGGCUGAUCAGCGUGCGGGUGGCGCAGCGUGAUCCCUCGCCGUUUCGCGGCGUUGUCCUGAGUGGCCCCGCGCUGAGCCUGACGAACCCGCCGCCGUCCUUUGUGCUACCACUGGGGUCUUUUUUCGCACAGUGGGUACCGAAAUUGCCAAUCUUCAGUGUGGAUGUCUCUCUCAUCUCGCACAAUCUUCCUGUGUUUCAGUUUGCCAUGCAGGAUCCCUUCUACGCCAGAGUGAAGCUGACUGCCCGCUUUACGGCGGAGAUGCUGCGGGAGCAGGAGAGGGCGGCGAGCGACAUCGACAAGUCCACCUUUCCGUUCUUGAUCGUGCAUGGCGAGGACGACCAGCUGUGCUCGCUGAGCAAGUCAAAGUGGUUUCACGAGCACGCCCCUUCGAAGGACAAGCACCUUGUGUCGUACGCCGGAGCUGCGCAUGAAGUACUCACAGAGGUGUGCCGCAACGAUGUGAUGAAUGAUGUGGUGAAGUUCAUAAACGAACGUGCAACGUAG